AGGUUUACACUUAAAAGCCUGUCUGUGCGGAAGAACAUCAAUAGAAGAGGGAUGGAAAUUGAUACUAGAUGCCCAGUUUGUCUGAGAUUGGAUGAGGACGGGGGUCAUUGCUUCUUGAAAUGUAAAUAUGCAAAACAAUGCUGGAGGGCCCUUGGUCUGGAAGAGGAGAGGGAGAUGCUGUGCAAGUGCUCAUCAUCUAUGCAGGUUUCGGAGAACAUUAUGUCCAUGCAGGAAUCGAAAAGAAUCCUAAUCAUUGGUCUAUUGUGGUCUUGGUGGGAUGCUCGAAAUAAAGUGAACGCAGGAACAGAAAGGAGAUCAAUUGAUGAGAUUAUAUAUAGAGCCCGAUUGGUGACACAGAAUGUGCAGGAAUUGCCCACCAAUGCAGAAUCGAUCAAUGCACGAGAACGUGAUCGACGAUGGGUGCCGCCGGGGCGGGAUGUAUGGAAGAUAAAUGUUGAUGCAGCUUUCUUGGAGAAGGACCUUGGGGGUGCAUGGGGCUUUGUGGUUCGUGAUGAUCAUUCCAGAGCAGUCUUGGCAGGUGCUGGUCGGAUUGCGGUGGUGAGUGAUGCCCUCUGUGCUGAAGCCCGUGCUUGUAUUGAGGCGCUAAUGGUAGCAGCGAAUCAAGGCAUGCAACAUGUCAUGGUGGAAACAGACUCCCAGACCCUGGUCAAGGCUCUACAAACGGAUGAGUUCGAUCGUGCUCAGGGGGGUGUGUUAUUCAGAGAAGCGAAGUUCCUGAUGGCCACCAUGUUUAGUUCGGCAUCAGUGGUACAUGUUCAUCGUUCUUGUAAUUUAGUAGCUCAUGAAUUGGCUCGUGCUGGUCGUAUUAGGGACUUGGAUCACCCGGCUGUAUGGGUGCAUCCUCUCCCAGACUUUGUAAUCGCUUUAUUGGUUCGCGAAUCCGCUGAACCUCUGGUGCCUUAAAUAAAGAAACGAGCCUUAACUCAAAAAAAAAAACGGCUGUUUUCAAACAGGGAGAUGG
This is a messenger RNA of Panicum virgatum (switchgrass), 982 nucleotides long. RefSeq lists its product as uncharacterized. The record is from RefSeq and is a predicted model, not a curated record. The transcript has a single exon. Bases 52 to 924 code for a protein of 290 amino acids. Lineage: Eukaryota; Viridiplantae; Streptophyta; Magnoliopsida; Poales; Poaceae. Gene Ontology annotation, molecular function: nucleic acid binding; RNA-DNA hybrid ribonuclease activity.